AUGGGCUCGUGCUUUUCGACGAACAAGACGUUCCAGGGCGAAGGACGGACGCUCAACGAGCCGGCACGGCCAGCCGCUGUUUCCGCUUCCAAUCCCACCUCUGCUCCGGGCGGCGGUGGAGGGAGACUGGGUGGAGCGAGUGCGACUUCUGCGGCCCCUUCAUCCGGUGCUGCUACAUCAGACGCAGAAAGAGAAGCAAGAGCCAAAGCUGCCGAGCGUAGGAUGAACCAACAGGCGGCCAAAGGUACUCCCGGUCAGGGAAAGCUCAGCAAGCAACUGCAGACCCAGAAGCAAGCCAAUCCACACUCGCUUGCCGACCAAGACGACCAACCGGAACGAGUCGUUCCGUAUCGGAGCUGUCUUCGGCUCAGUACCGCAACAGUCCUGCCGCCGGCGGAGUCCAAGAGUAGCACUUGCGCAGAGACGCUAGUUGAGGAAAUGGCGGUUGCAACAAUGGCUCCGCACUCGACAGGACUGCGACGGCCUCAGCUCAAGCCGACGACACCUGUUGCGCGACGUCUGCGUUGA
Messenger RNA from Moesziomyces aphidis, 528 nucleotides. The record is from the annotation of a GenBank genome assembly. Lineage: Eukaryota; Fungi; Basidiomycota; Ustilaginomycetes; Ustilaginales; Ustilaginaceae.